GCUCUUCUUCUGCAUGAGUGUUGUGUUCCCCUGACCUCAGGAAACAAUGAGAGAUGGCUGCAACUCAACCAAGAAGAGCAAGCUGUCGUGGUCCAAGAGCUUGGUGCGCAAGUGGUUCAACAUCAGGAGCAAGGCCCACGACUUCCACGCCGACGACGCCGCUGCGGCCGGCCACAGAGGCGGUGGCGGCGACGACGAAGAGUGGAGGGGCAGCAGCUUCACCAGGAGGGAGCCGAGCACGGCCAAGAAGAGCAGGACCGAGAGGCCGUCCAGGAGGAGCCGCGAGCACUCCAGGCGGGGCAAGAUCGACCUCGACGCCGCCGAGGCCACCGUCACCAUGGACUACAGGAUCUUUGUUGCUACGUGGAAUGUGGGUGGCCGAUCCCCUCCGAGCGGCAUGGGCCUCGAGGACUGGCUCCACGCCGCGCCGCCAGCCGACAUCUAUGUCCUCGGGUUCCAAGAGAUCGUGCCGCUGAACGCCGGGAACGUGCUGGGGACGGAGGACAACGGGCCGGCGAGGAAGUGGGUGUCGCUGAUCAGGAGGACGCUGAACACCCUCCCGGGCGCCAGCGCCAGCGGCAGCUUCCGGACGCCGUCGCCGGCGCCGCCGGACCCGGUGGCGGAGGUGGACGACGACUUCGAGGGGCUGUCGAGGCACCAGAGCAACAACGCGGCCUUCUUCCAGCGCCGGUCGUUCCACAGCCGGAGCCUGAGGAUGGAGGGCGACAUCCUCGCCCCGCAGCCCAGGCUGGAGCGCCGGUACAGCGUCUGCGACCGCGCAAUCUACGGCUCCCGCCGGCCCAGCGACUACGAGGCGCACUGCCGGUGGGGUGGGUCGUCGGACGACGACAAUAACACCGGGGAGUCGCCGAGCACGGUGUACUCGCCAAUGUCGUACGGGUACGGCCACGCGCCGUCUUUGGACGACAGCCAUAAACCAGCUUCUGGUCACACAAGAUAUUGCCUGGUUGCGAGCAAGCAAAUGGUGGGAUUAUUUCUGAUGAUUUGGGCUCGGAAGGACAUAAGGGAUGACAUAAGAAAUCUCAAGGUUUCUUGUGUUGGCAGAGGAUUGAUGGGUUACCUAGGAAAUAAGGGUUCGAUUUCGAUUAGCAUGACAUUGCACCAAACAAGCUUCUGCUUCGUCUGCAGCCACCUGACAUCAGGGCAGAAGGAAGGCGAUGAGAUGCGCCGCAAUUCUGAUGUGCUUGAGAUCCUUAGGAAGACCAGGUUCCCAAUGGUUUAUGGGCAGUACGAACGAUCGCCGGAAACUAUCUUAGAGCAUGAUCGUAUCAUCUGGCUCGGGGACCUAAAUUACCGAAUUGCGCUUUCCUAUCGGUCAGUGAAGGCCCUGGUGGAGAUGCGCAAUUGGAAAGCAUUGCUGGAGAAAGAUCAGCUAAGGAUCGAACAAAGAGGCGGGCGAGUGUUUGUCGGGUGGAAUGAGGGGAGAAUAUACUUCCCGCCGACAUACAAAUACUCGAACAAUUCUGACAAGUAUGCUGGGGAUGACAUGAACCAGAAGGAGAAGAGGAGAACUCCUGCAUGGUGUGAUCGCAUUUUGUGGUAUGGAAGGGGUCUUGGUCAAAUGUCAUAUGUUCGUGGCGAAUCUCGGUUUUCAGAUCAUCGGCCGGUCUACAGCGUCUUUAGUGCAGAAGUGGAGUCGAUCAAUCAUAGCAGAAUUCAGAAAAUGAGCUGUUCAAGCUCUCAGUUGGACAUCGGGGAACUACUGCCUUACUCAUAUGGAUAUACCGACAUCAAUCCGUAUGGAUACACUGAUCUGAAUUUCUACUGAAAGGGUUCAAGAACAUUGGCAUCCUCCAAAUGUUCAGUCCUGUAACUAGUAAUGAAAAGGCUAAAUUGGUGAAGGAGAGUGCACUCGCCAGGACCUAUCGGACAUAAGUUAAGCUUCUUAAAAUUGA
Lolium rigidum is the source of this 1916-nucleotide messenger RNA. RefSeq names its product type I inositol polyphosphate 5-phosphatase 4-like. Lineage: Eukaryota; Viridiplantae; Streptophyta; Magnoliopsida; Poales; Poaceae. Gene Ontology annotation, biological process: phosphatidylinositol dephosphorylation. The record is from RefSeq and is a predicted model, not a curated record. The transcript is spliced from 10 exons. Bases 47 to 1789 code for a protein of 580 amino acids. Gene Ontology annotation, molecular function: phosphatidylinositol-4,5-bisphosphate 5-phosphatase activity; inositol-polyphosphate 5-phosphatase activity; phosphatidylinositol-3,4,5-trisphosphate 5-phosphatase activity.